AGAGAUCCCUACGCCUGUGCCACCUUCUUCACUGACCAAAGUCAAAUCAAUAAAGAUAAAGCCGCGCGAGAAGAUCCAACAGAUCAACAAGAAUGGAGUGCGUGUUUGGACUAAUUGGCAACGGGUUUGCGAUUGUAGCGGCUGAUACAUCGGCCGUUCACAGCAUUCUCGUACACAAGUCCAACGAGGACAAGAUCAUGGUCCUUGACUCCUACAAGCUCAUAGCUGCGAGCGGCGAGCCCGGCGACAGAGUUCAAUUUACGGAAUACAUACAGAAGAACGUGGCUUUGUAUCAGUUUCGUAAUGGAAUUCCUUUGACCACUGCAGCUGCUGCUAACUUUACACGAGGGGAGCUCGCUGCUGCUUUGAGAAAGAACCCAUAUUCUGUGAACUUUCUUUUGGCUGGCUAUGACAAAGAGACUGGUCCUUCUCUCUAUUACAUUGACUAUAUUGCUACCCUUCACAAGGUUGAAAAGGGAGCUUUUGGGUAUGGAUCUUAUUUUUGCCUGUCCAUGAUGGACAGACACUUUCACAGUGGCAUGUCAGUGGAAGAAGCAAUUGAUUUGGUUGAUAAGUGCAUAAUGGAGAUCCGAUCCAGGUUGGUUGUGGCACCACCAAACUUUGUGAUCAAGAUUGUUGACAAGGAUGGAGCAAGGGAGUAUGCUUGGCGUGAAUCUGUGAGGGAAGCUCUAGCGGCCUAGAAAAAUUCCGCUUUGGACUAGCAUUUCUUGUUUAUGAGUUGCCAACAGCGACUGCUUCAUUGGAAUGUUCAGAACUAGUUAGUCACUUGUUUUUUCCUUCAAUUUAUAUGUUACUUUUUCGACAAAAAAAGGGGAAAAUUUAUAUGUUACUUUGCUUAUCUUCUUGUGACGUUGUAAUUUGGAAUGUUUGCAUAAUUCAUGAUCAUCCUACACCCUGAAGCAGGAAGUGAAUUAAAUUUAAGAAUUACUUCGUUUCAUGCA
Molecule: messenger RNA, 962 nt
Organism: Manihot esculenta (cassava)
Lineage: Eukaryota; Viridiplantae; Streptophyta; Magnoliopsida; Malpighiales; Euphorbiaceae
Product: proteasome subunit beta type-2-A
Exons: 3
Coding region: 93-701 (202 amino acids)
Biological process (GO): proteasomal protein catabolic process
Cellular component (GO): proteasome core complex, beta-subunit complex; proteasome core complex; nucleus
Molecular function (GO): peptidase activity
Source: RefSeq, a predicted model, not a curated record